AUGCGGGACACGGGCAUCAGUGCUCCAAUCGCGAAAGACCUGACGAAGAUAGCAAACAAUCACCAUGUGUAUCGCGCAUCCAAAUCAAAUGAAGAUAGCCGAAGUUUGGACUUCAUUCUACGAAAUGGAUUAGCCGGAGGUGUCGCAGGCUGCGCUGCCAAAACUAUUGUCGCCCCAUUGGAGAGGAUCAGGAUCCUCUUCCAGACCUCCCACUCCCAGUUUGUGCAGUAUACGGCCCACUGGAAUGGUUUAAUUAAAGCCGCCAGAGACAUUCGAAUGUCGUAUGGUAUGCCUGCGCUUUUCAAAGGCCACUCGGCAAGCUUAGUCCGUGUCUUCCCAUAUGCCGGCAUCAACUUUCUCACAUACGAACAAUUCCGAGCAAAAAUUAUCCCAUCUCCCGACAAAGAAGCACCGUGGCGUCGUUUUUUGUGCGGAAGUAUGGCCGGUGCAACCUCUACUAUGGUCACAUAUCCCCUUGAGUUGAUUCGUACACGACUUGCCUUUGAAACGGUGCAAAAGAAUCCCUCGUCCUGGCUCGGUAUCUCUCGGAAAAUAUACUUUGAAAGAGGCAGUGGGAACUUGUCAAAUCUCUAUCGAGGAAUCGCCCCGACUAUGCUAGGCAUACUUCCGUAUGCUGGCACGUCAUUCCUCACCCACGAUUUACUCCGAGACUGGCUUCGCACGCCUGCCCUUGUACCCUACACUCUAGAAACGCCAUCUUCUACUCGACUAACCGCAAUUGCGCAGCUUUCUUGUGGAGCAGUUGCUGGUAUUGUUGCUCAAACAAUUUCUUAUCCAAUUGAUGUCAUUCGACGACGAAUACAAGUCGGAAAUGUGGAUCAUGCCGAAUCAGGCAUUUUCCAGACAGCCCGUCGUAUCUUGCUGGAGAGAGGAGUGAGAGGUUUCUAUGUUGGGCUGACCAUUGGCUAUGUGAAAAUGGCUCCCAUGGCGGCGACAAGUUUCUAUGUCUAUGAUCGGAUGAAGCGAUUUCUGGGCCUUAUUAAGUAG
This is a messenger RNA of Penicillium robsamsonii, 1008 nucleotides long. RefSeq lists its product as uncharacterized. The record is from RefSeq and is a predicted model, not a curated record. Gene Ontology annotation, biological process: transmembrane transport. Bases 1 to 1008 code for a protein of 335 amino acids. Gene Ontology annotation, cellular component: mitochondrial inner membrane. The transcript has 2 exons. NCBI's taxonomy places the organism in Eukaryota, Fungi, Ascomycota, Eurotiomycetes, Eurotiales, Aspergillaceae.